AUGUCUUCCCCGUUAAAGGUCUUCGAAAAUGCAGAAUACAAAAAUCAAACCCACAUCACUGAAUUCAUUCUGCUGGGGUUUGGCGAUCAUCAGGUACUGCAAGUUCUUCUAUUCAUACUGUUCCUCCUCAUCUAUGCUGUGACCAUGGGUGGAAAUAUCCUCAUUAUUCUGCUGGUUGCCAUGGAUCAACAUCUGCAUACCCCCAUGUACUUUUUCCUUGUGAACCUCUCCUGCUUGGAGAUCUGCGGCAGCUCAAAUAUCUUGCCAAGAAUGUUAUCCAGUUUUCUUAUGGAAAGAAAGACCAUUUCCAUCAGUGCAUGUUUUGUGCAAAAUGUUAUCUUUGGUUCUACAGGAGCUGUAGAAUGUUACGUAUUAUCUGUAAUGUCCUAUGACAGGUUCUUAGCUAUAUGUAAACCACUGCAUUAUGUCAACAAGAUGAAUGGCAAGUUGGGUCUCCAGCUGAUAGCUAUCUCUUGGCUUAGUGGUUUCCUGUUAAGUGGGGUGACAGUGAUCUCAAUAUCCAUGUUAGAAUUCUGUGUUCGCAAUGAAAUUGACCAUUACUUUUGUGACACCUUUCCAAUCAUAGAACUAUCUUGCAAUGACACUCAUAUAUUUAAACUGUUUCUGUACGUUUUAUGCUCUAUAAUCACCUUUCCACCAUUUACAUUGACCUUAACAUCUUACACUUACAUCAUUGUAGCCAUAAUGAAAAUUCCUUCCACCACAGGAAAGCGAAAGGCAUUUUCGACAUGUUCCUCUCAUCUUUUGGUAGUUAGCAUGUUUUAUGGCACGCUGAUUACUAUCUAUGUGAUUCCAAGUAGCAGUAGACUGAGAGGUCUUCACAAAGUUUUAUCUGUCUUCUAUACCAUCUUGACCCCCAUGCUAAAUCCCAUCAUAUACAGUUUGAGAAAUAAAGAGGUGAAGGAUGCUUUGAAAAGACUUACAUUAUCCUUGCUUGCUCAAAUUCAGAAUAAAAUGAGAUAUAGAGACAGUGAUUUCUCUCUCUCGUAA
Elgaria multicarinata webbii is the source of this 1011-nucleotide messenger RNA. RefSeq names its product olfactory receptor 1M1-like. The coding region runs from base 1 to 1011 and encodes 336 amino acids. The record is from RefSeq and is a predicted model, not a curated record. Gene Ontology annotation, cellular component: membrane. The transcript is spliced from 2 exons. Lineage: Eukaryota; Metazoa; Chordata; Lepidosauria; Squamata; Anguidae. Gene Ontology annotation, biological process: G protein-coupled receptor signaling pathway. Gene Ontology annotation, molecular function: olfactory receptor activity; odorant binding; G protein-coupled receptor activity.